Messenger RNA from Cryptomeria japonica (Japanese cedar), 2086 nucleotides. Its product is annotated as phosphate transporter PHO1 homolog 9. Lineage: Eukaryota; Viridiplantae; Streptophyta; Pinopsida; Cupressales; Cupressaceae. The record is from RefSeq and is a predicted model, not a curated record. Bases 119 to 2086 code for a protein of 655 amino acids. The transcript is spliced from 13 exons. Gene Ontology annotation, cellular component: cytoplasm; trans-Golgi network; plasma membrane. Gene Ontology annotation, biological process: phosphate ion transport; cellular response to phosphate starvation. Gene Ontology annotation, molecular function: inositol hexakisphosphate binding.
UCCUCCUCUAGCCGAAUUUUCUAUAUGCACACGAAACGCCUGUAAUCUAAUUGCAUUCUCAGUUUUUUCCCUGAGAUUACUGGAAAGAGAAAACCUCAGAAGAUUUCAUUAUUGUUCAAUGAAGUUUGGGAAGGAGUUUGUGGCACAAAUGGUGCAUGAAUGGCACGAGGCUUACAUGGACUACAACUUCCUCAAGACUAUGUUAAAAGAUAUCAUCCGCCACAAAGCAAGGCCAAAGCCUAAGCCUAUCCCCAACGCCAUUAAUCCUCCCAGCGGAGGGAUCAAAAGGGCCAUGACUUUCAGAUCCUUCAGCGGCCUCCUCAGACGCGAUAGCAUCAGUGAAGAAGAAAUUAUAGUGGUGAAAAGCCAGGAGGAGGACGGGAACGAUUCGAUUGAAACGAUGUUCUCAAGGACUGCAGAGCAAGGGACUGAAUAUGAAGUGCUUUUCUUCAAGAGAUUAGACGAGGAGCUUAACAGAGUGAACAGGUUUUAUCGUGGCAGAGUGGAAGAGAUUGUCAAGGAAGCGGCUGAAUUGAAUAAACAAAUAUCAUCUCUGGUUGCCUGCAAAUAUAUCGUACGCAAUAAACCUGGCCAAGAACUUGAGAACAGUGAUAUUGCCGGAAACACACCUCCAAAUCCUGAGAAACGAUCAGGUCCUGUUCAUAUGGAAGAAAUAAAUGAUGUAAGAUUAAGGAUUACACCAAACACCCCGCCGUGUACCAUACUCAGCAUUCCCGACAGUCCAGACAAGAAGACAUUAUACAAAAGGGAUCUCAGGAGAGCCAACAAAAUGGUCCGCACUGCUUGUAUUGCAUUUUAUCAGAAAUUGACACUAUUGAAAAGCUAUAGUUCACUCAAUCUGUUGGCUUUCUCCAAAAUUAUGAAAAAAUAUGACAAGAUCAGUGGAAGACGAACAUCACGAUCUUACCUCAAUAUUGUCGAGAAAUCUUAUCUAAUAAGCUCAGAAGAGGUUAAUACAUUACUGAAGAGAGUUGAGGAAAUGUUUACAAAACACUUUGCAACUGGAAUUCAUAGCAAAGCUGUGAAGAUAUUAAGACCAACAAGGAAAAGGAAAAGACACAGUCUUACCUUUUUUAUAGGAUUUUUUACUGGUUGCUCUAUGGCCCUCUUAGUGGCACUUAUUCUGCUUGUAGUGGUUCAAAAUGUUUACAAUGAUAAAGAGGCUAGUCGCUUUAUGGAGUCUGUUUUCCCUCUAUACAGCAUGUUGGGCUUUAUUUUCGUGCAUAUGUUCAUGUAUGGAGCAGAUUUGUACUUUUGGCAAUACUUCCGAAUCAACUACCCCUUCAUCUUUGAAUUUAAUUGGGGGACUGAGCUAGGAUUCAGAGAACUGUUUCUAAUCGCCACAGCUCUCUCCGUAAUGACAUUGUCUGGUGCUAUUUUGAACUUAAACUUGGGUACAAAAUCUCUGUCAAUACCUGGAGAUUUUGUACCAUUGACUUUGGUUGUGGUUCUGUUGCUAGCACUAUUUUUACCUUUCAAAAUUCUUUAUCAGUCAAGCCGACUUUUCUUGCUUCGGACUGCACUUCACUGUAUAUUUGUCCCUUUUUACAAGGUUUCACUUCCUGACUUUUUUCUGGCAGAUCAAUUAACCAGUCAGGUACAGGCAAUAAGGGUUUUUGAGUACUUCAUAUGCUACUACAGCUCGGGAGACUUUAAAAGAAGACAGACUGAUUAUUGCACAAUCAAAGGAAAUAAUAUGUAUACCAUCUUCUAUUUUAUUGUAGCAGUCAUCCCUUAUUGGAUUCGAUUUCUUCAGUGUAUGCGGCGCUUGGUUGAAGAAAGUGAUGUAUUACAAGGAUAUAAUGCUUUAAAGUACUUGUCAACAAUUUUGUCUGUUGUAAUUAGGACAGCAUAUGAUCAGACAAAACGCCGAAGCUGGAAAAUAGCGUCUUUUUUUAUGUCAUCAAUUGCAACAAUUGUUAGUACAUAUUGGGACCUUGUUAUUGAUUGGGGACUCUUACAGCGCAACUCACAAAAUCCUUGGUUAAGGGACAAGCUUCUUAUAAAAAAUAAAAGUAUAUAUUUUAUAGCCAUGGUAACCAUUGUAAAGUAUUCAUUUUUUUAA